This is a messenger RNA of Colossoma macropomum (tambaqui), 1729 nucleotides long. It is a transcript of the gene commd2, whose product is annotated as COMM domain containing 2. The transcript is spliced from 5 exons. The coding region runs from base 144 to 743 and encodes 199 amino acids. The record is from RefSeq and is a predicted model, not a curated record. NCBI's taxonomy places the organism in Eukaryota, Metazoa, Chordata, Actinopteri, Characiformes, Serrasalmidae.
UUCUUUUUGGUGUGCGCUUAUGGUCAUGUGACUCAGAACAGAAAAAAAACACUGUCAGGCCGUUAGGUAGUCACUCAAUAAUAUAGGCGUAACACUUGUAUAUUUUAAUUAUUGAUGUGCUAUUAGGUAUCAUAAAGGCAGCUAUGUUGUUAGUUUUAUCUGACGAGCAUAAGGAGCAUUUGGGCUUCUUACCUGAGGUGGACUCUUCGGUUGUUGGGGAGUUUGGCAGAAUAGCGGUGGAGUUUUUGAAGAAGGGAUCAAACCCCAAAAUUUAUGAGGGAGCAGCGAGAAAGCUGAAUGUACCAUCAGAGACUGUUCAGCAUGGAGUUGAGGGAUUGAUGUAUCUUCUUACUGAAAGUUCAAAGCUUAUGAUCUCUGAUGUGGAUUUUCAGGACUCUGUGUUGGUGUUGGGGUUUUCUGAGGAACUUAAUAAACUCCUGCUACAGCUAUAUUUAGAAAACAGGAAAGAGAUACGGCAGAUUCUAGGCGAGCUUGCUCCCUCUUUGCCUCACUAUCACAACCUUGAAUGGCGGCUUGACGUACAGUUGGCUAGCAGGGCUCUUAGACAACAAGUGAAACCUACAGUUACUCUGAAGCUCCACCUGGAGAGUGGAGGGACACAGACUGCCCGUCUUUUGCAGACAGACCCUGCCACACUGCUGCAUCUCAUUCAGGAGCUGGAGCGUGCUCUUGCUGAAGUCAAGAGCAACCACUGUCGCCGAAUCCUCCGCAAUAUAAAAUAAUACUGCGUAGUGGCACUGUACAGUGUGCCCACUAGAUGGCCCAGAAUGUCAUCUAAGUCAAUGUUCCCCAGUCAAGGUCCUGGAUAGGGCUGAAAGGUUUGGGGAAAUACCGAAUUGCAAUUUUUCUGAUCAGUAAUGCUAUUACAAUUUAAAUGCGGUUAUUUUCUACGAAUUAAGCUCCAGGCAUUUUUUUGCACAAAGAAGACCAGCAUAUUUAUUUUUCUGGACUUGGGGCUCGAACGCUGCAUGUAGUGUGCCAGACCGCCAUUUCUGCAUUAUUAGGUUGUUUCCCCACCUAAAACUUUUAAAGACAGUGCUGAAUAAUGUAGGAUAUAGAUAAAAUUGUAGCUGCUGAAAAUUGCUCCUACAAAUCAGAAUUUCAGUAUAAAAACAAUUGAUUGUUAAUUCUCUGUAAUGCAGCGCUACUCCAGGGGCUUUACUGGAAAUUAUGAACUCUUGUGUUAACUCCACAGUGCUGCACUGAAUACCAACAAAUUCUUAGGUUUUCUAUUAAAGACUUUAUGAUUGAUGUUUUGUUGAGUCAUCACUACAAUGGGGUGGUCAGCAAAAAACAUAACACACUAACUCAACAGUUAUCUUAUUUACUAACACAGUGAACCAUGUUAAAGGUGAAUCAUUUCCAUGUUUUAAUUUGUGCCUUAUGUUGGCUUGUUUUAUGUAGUCAUUACAGACUCAUGCUACUGCUUAUUGUAGCACUUUUGUCAACAUUUUCCUUUCAGAAUAUUUUUUGUAUUUUGGGAUCAGUUCAUAAGUAAGGGCCUGUGGUGCUCAUGUGAACUUAAAACAAUUCAUUUGAAAUAAGAUGGAGAACAUUUAACAUUGUGGGGAAUUUUCUUUCUCUCUACGGCUUUUUUAAUCAGUGCAUAUCUUGUCUUUGCAUACACUGUAGUAUUAAGUCCAUUAUCAAGAACAAAAUGCUGUUCUCAUUGUGUUUUAUAAAUAAUUUAAUGAUGUUAUUUGUAGUA